Molecule: messenger RNA, 1934 nt
Organism: Cydia splendana
Lineage: Eukaryota; Metazoa; Arthropoda; Insecta; Lepidoptera; Tortricidae
Product: putative E3 ubiquitin-protein ligase UBR7
Exons: 2
Coding region: 96-1907 (603 amino acids)
Cellular component (GO): cytoplasm
Molecular function (GO): zinc ion binding; ubiquitin protein ligase activity
Source: RefSeq, a predicted model, not a curated record
CUUGGCGUUGGCGCCCAUUUGCAACCGGCUUUUCUACUUUAAUUUUAAUUUAUCUCACUUAACUCAGUUCCGUUUUUCAUAUUAGACGUGCUACGAUGUCUUCUAAUGAUACCAACGGUGAGGAUACAGAAAUGGCGGAAUGCGAGGGCGAAAAAGUAGUAACAAUGAUCGACGUACUUCAAGAACAAGAGGAAUUCGAAGAAGACGCAAAUGCCGUUCUUGGAGCUUCAGACGACAAAAACUGUACAUACAGUAAGGGAUAUAUAAAACGCCAAGCUGUCUAUGCAUGCCUGACUUGCUGCAAUGAUGCCAAAAAUGACCCAGACAAGCGUGCUGGUGUGUGUCUUGCCUGCAGUUUGACAUGCCAUGAGAACCAUGACCUUGUAGAGCUCUAUACCAAACGCAACUUCCGCUGUGACUGUGGGAAUCCCAAAUUUAACCACCCCUGCCAAUAUACUGAAAACAAGACAUCUCUCAAUGAUGAAAAUAUUUACAACCAGAAUUUUAGUGGUCUCUAUUGCACCUGCCACCGGCCCUAUCCAGAUCCAGAUGGAGUUGAAGAAGAGAUGAUUCAGUGCAUAGUAUGUGAAGACUGGCUUCAUUCUUCACACUUAGAAGCUACUGUACCUUCCCCUGAGCUAUAUGCUGAAAUGAUUUGCAAAGCUUGCAUGGAUAAUAAUGAAUUUCUCCAUGAUUAUAGUAAAUACGCUGUUAAUGGUGAUGUUGAUGUAGUGAGUAUCACUGAGUCCGAUGAAGCCAAACGCUGCAAUGGAGAUACAAAUGAAGUGAAUGGAGUUAAUGUUAAAACAGAUAAAGUUGAAAGUGCUAAUGAUUCUGGCAUAUUGACAAAAGUUGAUAAUCCCACUGAAGUUAAAGAUACUAGUCGUGAUACUAUUGACGAAAAUAACUCAAAAGAUCAAAUGGAUCCAAAUCUGCCAGUCACUGAAAAAUCUGAUGAUGAAAGUCCAACUACUGAUAAAACUGAUCAAGUUCAAGCUGAGCCUGUUAAAACAUCUGUUGAAAAUCCUACGGAGAAUGACCCAGCUGAUGAUGCUGCAAACCCCAUUGAAGAAAGCCAAACUAAAGACAAUCAAGACGAGAAGCCAUCUUCUGAUGAAAUUUCUGGUAAUAAGUUAGGGGACAAUGCAAACUGUGCUGUUAGUUCUGAAGACCAAGAAAACACAGAUACAACUAAUAAUAAAGGUGAUGGUACUACUGAUGUCACUGAACAACAACAAGACCCUGCUAAUACUUCUCAGGGGUCUAAUGCAGGUGAUGUCAAUGGCGAUCAAGCAACAGAAGUUAAAACUGAAGAAAAGCAAGAACUUGCUGACUCCAGUCAGGUGAGUGCUGAUAAUACAAAUGCUGAAACUUUACAAGUAACCAAUAACCUUUUAGGAGAUGAAGAAACAAAGGAAAAUAAGCGAAAAUUAUCUACAGAGGAAUCUUCACUUGAUGUUUCUGCCAAGAAACCAAAAUUAAGAGAAAGUGAUUGCAUUAGACCAGAAGGUGAAAGGAAAAUAUUCAAAGGUGCUACAUUUUGGCCAAGCCUUUUCCGACAAAAAUUGUGCACUUGUAAUGAAUGCAUUACCAUGUACAAGGACUUGUCUGUUUUGUUCCUAAUAGACCCUGAAGAUACAGUUACAGCUUAUGAAUUAUUAGGCAAGGAAAAAACUGAUGGUGCUGCAUCUACUCAAUAUGAGAAAGGCCUCGAAGCAUUAUCAUCUCUAGGAAGAAUUCAACAGAUUAAUGCUUUGACAGAGUAUAACAAGAUGAGAGAUAAGUUACUUGAUUUUCUCAAAAGCUUUAAAGAUAGAAAGGAAGUUGUCAAGGAAGAAGAUAUAAAGGCCUUCUUUGCAGGUAUGAAACCAAAAAGAGAGCCAGAUGGUGUGUAUUUCUGCAGAUAAUUUUUUAUUCAAAUGGUGACCAUUUUA